Molecule: messenger RNA, 5449 nt
Organism: Copidosoma floridanum
Lineage: Eukaryota; Metazoa; Arthropoda; Insecta; Hymenoptera; Encyrtidae
Product: adenylate cyclase type 10
Cellular component (GO): cytoplasm
Molecular function (GO): protein binding; adenylate cyclase activity
Source: RefSeq, a predicted model, not a curated record
AUGGAAGUGGAAGCGGAACCCGAAUCCAUAUUAUCGCCCGAAUUGCUGGGCCCCGUAUUUAAAACUGAAACCAUUACCCUGCGUCAGGCGUUGUAUGACAGCAUAACCCAAAGAAAAUUGAGUCUCUUGGCUACUUUUGUUCCGGACGAGCUGAUUUUGCUGAUCGCGGAACAAGCCAAACUCGUUGAGCACAACUUUGUCAUCUUGCUCCUUCUGGACGUAUCCAGUUUGUACGCGCUGUUCGACAGAUUCUCCAAUUGCCAAAACAACGGGAGCUCCGGUUUGUCGUACAUGUUCAAUUUGUGCACCAGCGCCCUCAUCGAGCAGAUAUACAUCAACGAGGGUGACGUUCUCCAAUUGUCGAAUAGCGGGAUAUUGUCGAUGUGGAAGCAAAACGACAGUGACUCGGUACCCGAGGCCAUGCGGAAAGUCAUCUCGUGCGCGUUUGCUUUAAAGGAAGCUCUGAGGAACUUGGAAAACGACUACUUUGACUUGUCGGAAGUUCUCAUAAAAAGCGCCAUAAGCGCGGGAAGCCUGACUUUUGUAGAAAUCGGUAACAGUGACGUCCGCCACCAUACAGUCGUUGGAGAUCCGAUGGUUGCCAUCACCAAGGCUAUCAAGCUGUCCAACACCAGUGAUGUAGUGCUCACCAAAAACGCCUGGAAAUUUUGCAAUCCGUCAGAUUACGUUCACGUAAUUGACGACAAAAACUACAUAAGUAUAACCAAAGUACUCGAAAAACAGACUUUAUUGAAAAUCAGUGAUUGUAAAAACAACGUUGAACUGAUUUGCAAGCCGGAUAAAAAAAAAUUGGAGUCCAUAGUGAAAAAGCACCAUUACUAUCGAGAAAUUUCAAAGGCAAUCGCUGCUAUGGAAACUUCUUGUCAGAACACGUUGAAAAAACGCGAAUGCCUGGCUAUUGCUCGCUGCAAAGAAACUGAAAAAAAGAUCCUGGAGAAUCGUCUUCAGUUACUCGAUUCUUGUGGAAACAAAAUAGAUGAAAUCCUCAAGAGUUUUGUCAUUUUACCAGUUUUGAAACAAAUCGAAGACGACCAACCUCUAGAACAUUUGACGGAGAUGAAGAUAGUAACCAUCGCCAUGAUCGAGAUUUCGUCUUCGGCGAGCACGGAUCUCAUUUUCCUCGCCGACUAUUGUCACGCCAUGAUCACAAAAGUUUGCGAGGACGUGGGUUGGAUCGAAGGUGUGAGCCUACACGAGUCGAGUAUUGUGUUUCGCAUUGUCUUCGGCAUUCGCGGGUAUUUGAAGAAUCUCAACUAUUGCCGUUUUGGCGUCAAGUGCGCCUGGGUACUGCUGAACCUAUUGAGGCGAGAAAACGAUGUAGAUAAAGUAUCCGUGGGCGUUGCUACAGGGAUGGUGUGUUGCAUGGCGACAGGACACGUUGCGCGACAGCAGUACACCUUUAUCGGACCUCCGUUCACCAAAGCUGAGCUAAUAAUGCUCGCCUCGACCAACAAGGUCGCCUGCGAUCAUGACACGGUCAUAUACAGCGAGAUGAAGAAGACACACUUUGUAUUAGCCGAAUUAAUUGACUUGGAAGGAUACCCCAGUGGAUAUAUUUUUUCUUACACCGACAUAUCCGAAGUCGAAGAGCGACUACUUCACGAUCUCAAGACCGCCUAUCCCAUACUGGGCAGAUUUGAAGAGCUAGACCUUUUCAGCGGCAUACUGGACGACAUCGGGUUACCAGACCGCAGUCUCGCUGGCAUCGUAAUCGAGGUACGUGUAACAAAAAAAAUCUAUAAUCACACUCCAAACUUUGCCAACUUUUCCGUGCAGGGCCAGAACAGGGCAGGCAAAUCUCGCGUCCUGGACAUGUUUGCCACGCUCGCGAGAGCCAGGCAGAUAAAAGUGAUCAAAGUCGCCCUCCAUCCCCCGUUCACGAUGAAGCCGUACUCGACAAUCCAUAAAGUUUUGAAGCAGAUUCUCGGAGCCGAUCAUUGCAAAUCGACGGUCGAGCUCGAACGGGAGGUCGUGAAAAAACUGAGCAGUCUACUGCCGGUGCAGGACUUUUGCUACCUGAACAAAGUCCUGCGGGUGCAGUUCCAGAUGUCCGAGCAGUACAUCGUCGACAGCGACUGGGACCGGCACAACAAGACGAUCGGCAUCUUUGACAAGAUCUUGAAAAUGAAAAAUCAAAAGCUGUGUAUCCUGCUCGACGACGUGCACUUCAUGGACUACAUGUCCUGGCAGUUUUUGACCCAUGCUCUGGCCAACAAAAACGUCAUAAUGGCCAUGACGAUCCUCGAGAUCCAGUCCUGGCAGAGGCUGUCCAGGGUCGAGGUGGAGAUUUGCAAGGACCAGCGUUUACUCAGACGGACCUUGACCAACUUGGAGUUGGACCAGCUGCCAGUUCUCGUCUGUCAGUUCUUGAACGUCCAAGCUCUGUCGACUGAAUUGCACGACUUCAUACUGAGAUCGGGAACGAAAAUACCCGGAUGGUUCGAGGUGUUUUUGAGCCUGAUGAUCGUGUGCAACGGCAUCGACGUAGUUCACGUAACUCCGAGCGAAGUGACGAGUCAGCCACUGGUUUUCUUGGGAUCUUUGUUGAGCACGCGGAUAGAGGCUGAAGUGUUUCCGGACGAAGUAGCGCCUGCCGAGCCUUGGAACAAAAAGAACAAGGUACCGGUCUGCGUGACUAACGAGAAUUUCAGGAUCGCCGAGCAGUUCAGGAUUCUGGACAUAAGUGGCUUGGCAUCGGAAAUAUUCACGAGGCUCUCGGUCAACGAGCAACACAUCGUUCGGUGUGCCGCUGUGCUCGGGAAGGCCUUUGUCCGACGAUCGCUCGAAAUUAUAGUCCCUAACAAUCAGUCGUGGAUGAUGUCCUCAGCGAUCGAGAAGCUGAUGCGAGCGCGAAUAUUCGAGUGCGCGUCGUUGCAGAAGCAACGCACGGGGGUCGGCGAACUCGCCGUCUGUUCCUUCGAGCCAAGGAUCACUUUCUCGGACAUGCACCACUUGCUGCGCUGUCGCUGCCAGCUACGCUACAUUCCACCUCCAGAGGUGGAUUUGGCGCGUUACGCCCACUGCCGAUUUAUGGAGUUCAAAGUUGGCGUAUUCCGGGAUGAGAUGUACGACAACAUACCCGAGCCCGAGAGAAAACGGAUUCACGAAAAAAUCGUCGAUAUCUACAAGAUUGACGCGAGGAAAUGCACUGCCUGCGGGGGUGGGCCUUUCCUCAAGAUUCCCGGGAAGGAUAAACCGAAAAAAACGUCCGAUCCAUUGGUGCCGAUCGUCACGUCGAGUGAUUUCGAGCCAAUGGUGGCGCGGUUUAGCUCCUCGACACUGACGAUAAACAGCGAGUUACAGGAAGAUCCAAGCCAAGAAUCGUCUGAUGGUCAAGGAACCUCGUUUGAAACUAAUGACGCCGAUGAUUUACCCAGCUUCAGUGCUCACCGAGUGAUCGAUAAGCCAAAACGCACGAGAAAAAUAUUUAGAAAAAAUUCCCAAGUUCAUCCCCUUGCGUGCGAUGAAAUUGACCUGAACUCUCAGUUGAGCCAUUUCAAUUACAUGGAUCUUCGAAACUGCUACUGCCUCAGUUACAUCGAUUGCGUUUACGCAAGACUCCAAUACCACCUUGACUGCACGGACAAUUACGGGAAAAUAAUCGACUUUGAGAUGGAAUAUGCAGCAGCACUUAUAAAUCACGGACAGCCUGGUUACGCGCUGAGCUUUUUAGCUAAGGCGGACGAAAAGAAUGACUUUUCAAGUGCUAGCAGCUCUCGAAAAAAGGGAGUACUACAUCAAAAAACGAUCAAGAGAAGCACGAUUCUCUGUUUGAGAGGCAAAGCUUACUUGCUUCUCGGCAAUUAUCCACAAGCAAAAACCAAUUUCUGUGAGGCUCUGUCCCUGUACAAGACCAAUUUUACCACGAACGAGCUGUUAACGGGUUACAGAACGAUGUACGAGCAAAUGAAACAAACCGCCCGUUGGAUACUCAUUCACCCUCUUACCAACACCGGUACCGAAAAAACGAAACACGAGCAAAAGUUGAACGUCGUCCGACAAAAUACCGCGAUGAGCCUGAGUUUGGUUUCUACGAUACUUGUGUUGAACCAUCGUCCCAAGGCAGCAAAACUUGCGUCCACGCAGAGUAUUGUCUUCGGCUUUUCAAGUUUCGAACCAAGCAAUUUUCACAAUCAAUGCCAAUUGUAUCUGAGUUUUGCGAAAAUUUAUGGACAGCUUGGACAGUUUUCGUAUAUGAAGCAGGUUGAGGAGUACGUGUUAUUUGUCAUACGUCAAAAAAAAGAAUGGCACAGCAGCGGAGAUAUAGAAAUAUUGAUGCACGUGUAUGCGUGUAUUUUUAAUACGAGUUGGCUACGAGGAUACCUCGGGAAAGCAGUUCAUUUUGGGGAAAAGGCCCUCACUGUGGCAAAGGCCUUUCACGACAUUCGAGUAAAAUUCAAAGUGCUGGUAUCCCUGAUUCAGACAUUGAUGUGCCUGAAACGCGUCUGUGAAACGAUAGACAUGUUGCAGCAGCUUCGCGAUUACUCAGUCGAGGACAUAGAUAAAUCGGCAUUGACGUGGUACUACGCACUUUGCGUGGAUCUGUUUUUAGACACGGGAUUGCUCGUCGAGAGCUUUGAGAGUUGCUCUAGUUACGCCUGCAAAAUACUCGCUGGAAAAUCGGGUUACUGCGUGACUCGCGACCCAAGAGGAUUCAAACGUCUCGUGGCUGGAUUGUGGUUAUGGCAACUACGAAAAGGAGAUCUGAUGUCCAUGACUUUCGUUCAAGAAUUGGAUUUCUUCAUGCACGACGUAGUUCUCGACGAUUGCUCGCAGAUCAUAACGCUGUGCAAGAUAUUAGAGUGUCAUCUGCUGCUGCUCACGCGCUGCAUCAACAUGAAAAGGGGCAGUCAAAUGGAGCUGCUUCUGGUGGACAUAAAGUUACUGCUAAAAACACUGGACAAAAUCGUGGCAAGCACAAACUUUAUCAAACCUCGCUAUUUACUGCUCUGCGCUUACUUUAGUCUCCUGCACUCCAACACUGUUCUGACGAAUGCCAAAUUACGCCGAGCCAAAAAAUUCGCUGAAUCUCAGAUGAACGCCAUGACGCUCGCCUGGAUCGUCCGCAACAAAACCACUUGGUCGGCUGUGAUUUACAAUAACAUGGCCAGCUACUGGGAAGAAAACAUUGGCUGUCACAACGCCAUCACUUGGCAAGACCUCGACACCUUCGACCUCAACGACUGGUCCAACAUCCUGUAUUCCCUGCCGAUUCCCGACUCUUACAUAUGACGAGCCUUACAUACACGUCAACUCUCUUUUUUUCUCCUUGCCACAUCUCGUAAUAUGUUUUGUAGUACGUGUGCGUGUGAAGGACACGCUUUGCAGAAAUAAUGAACUUAAAGUAUGAUAUUUUAUAAACUAAGUGUGUAGAAUUUUGUCAUGUUACUGGAAUUUAAAAUAGUAAUAAAAAAAAUUCAACUCCCUA